AUGGGCACUGUGCACGCAAAGUCGGAGCCGAGCAGCGGUGACAGCGUUGGCGCGGGGACAGGGACGGGACUGUUUGAGUUCGAGGAGCCAUUGGAGAUAGACGAUGAACCGGUCUCCAAGCCCACGAUCAAACUCAAUGGAGUGCGGGCUCGCGUGGACCGCGUGCACGUGGACGGUCUGUCGCGCACCAAGGACGACGUCAUCCGCUCCACCGUGGACGAACUGUUCCACGCCACAGACUUCGAAGACGUCAUCCUGCGCGCGCACAAGGUCCGGCGCGCCCUAGACGCGAUGGGUUGCUUCCGAGAGAUCGGCGUGCUCAUCGACGUGUCUUCGGGGCCCGACGCCACGCCCGAGGGGCUCGAGGUCACGUUCCAGGUGCGGGAGCUGUCGCGCGUGGUGGGCGGCGUCAACACCACUGUCAGCGAGAACGAAGGGAACCUGGUGCUCGGUGUGAAAAUGCCGAACGUAUUGGGUCGCGGUGAGAAGCUGCAGGCAGAGUACAGCAUGGGGUACCGCAGCUCGUCCAACUUCAGCAUCGCCGCCACCAAACCUUACCCACAGAAACCGCUAGUGCCAGUGUUGUCAGCGACUGUAUACCAGCAGAACCACGAGUACCCGUGGUCUGGCUACCGGCUGCUGGACCGCGGCCUCUUGCUUGACGUCGCCUUCAAGACAUCGCCUGUCACGAAACACAACAUACAGUGGGAGGGUUUGGUGCGAGACACAUCCGUACUGAGCAAGACCACCAGCUUCAAGGUGCGGGAGAGCAGCGGUCCGCAGAUGAAAUCGAUCCUGCGUCACAUCGUGGCGGUAGAUCACCGAGACGAACCUAUUUUCCCGACGCGUGGUACGUGGGUGCAGUUCACGUCGGAGGUGGCGGGGCUCGGGGGGGGCGUCGCCAACCUCAAAACCGAGCUGCACGCUCAGGCCAACGCGCAGCUCAUCGAGGACGUCGUGCUCCAAGGCACGUGCGCGCUGGGCGUAUUGCACGACGUGUUCGGGACGGAGCUGCCCGACCACCUGUACCUAGGCGGACCCACCACGCUACGCGGCUUCCGGCAGAGGGGCGUGGGACCGCACAGCGACGGACAGGCCACGGGCGGCCGGAUGUACUGGGCGAGCGGGCUGCACGUGUUCGCGCCGCUGCCGUUCGUGGGCGCGCGCGGCGGGCUGGGCGCGCUGUUCCGCUCGCACGUGUUCGUGAACGCGGGCUGCCUGGCGGCGCCGGACGCGGGCGCGGCGCUGGCGGCGCUGGGCGCGUGGCGCGCGGCGUGCGGCGCGGGCGUGUGCGUGCGCCUCGGCCGCGUGGCGCGCCUCGAGCUCAACUACUGCGUGCCGCUGCGCGCGCUGCCGCACGACGCGCACGCGCCCGGCCUGCAGUUCGGCGUCGGCGCUGACUUCUUGUAG
Arctia plantaginis is the source of this 1410-nucleotide messenger RNA. The record is from the annotation of a GenBank genome assembly. Lineage: Eukaryota; Metazoa; Arthropoda; Insecta; Lepidoptera; Erebidae.